AUGCCCGCCCCGAUGGAGGCGUCCGACGCCGAGUCGGGGACCGCGACCGAGGCGGGCGCAGAGGCGCCGCUGGUCGCCGCGCCGAGCGGCGGCGUGUCGCAGAGCGCGAAGCUUCGGCUGUGCCUGGGCGCGAUGUGCGGCUUGGUGCUGCUCGGCGGCCUCGCCACGCGCAAGGCGAGCGUCUACAACAGGCCGGCGGUGGGCAAAGGCUCGGAUAAGUUGGUGUCACUGGAGGGCGACGAUGGCGACGAGGCCCCAGAGGAGAAGCCUCCUUGCGCCGGUGAGGGCGGCGCGUGCACGGACGCGAAGUGCUGCCUGGAUGGAGGCGAGGGCGGGUUGCAGUGCUGGGAGAAGGGCGAGUUCUACGCCGUGUGCCUCAGCAACAAAACGUGCGAGCCGGGCGUGCACGAGGGCGAGACCGAGGGUGAGUACGACGAGUAUGGCACCUUCCACCUCAGCGAGUGGAGCUGCAAGAAGCUCGGCGAACGGUCCCUGCCGGGAUGUGAGAGCUAUGGGAGCGCGAAGGAGUGCCCGUCGGGCCGCUGCAUGUGGAUGAACGAGACUGGCGCGUGCCUGGCAGAGUGCUCCGUCUUUCCCAGCAAAGAGGCCUGCCCGGACUCGCACUGCAUGUGGGACGGUGCGGCCUGCGUGUUGGACCCGUGCUCGGCUCCCGGGGAAGACUGCAGUAAGAGCAAGUGCUGCAGCCAGGCCAGGUGGGCCGAAGGCAUGCAGUGCUUCCAGAAAGACAGCACGUGGUCCACCUGCAUGCCUUCCUGCAACAAGGACAGCGACCAGGCGGGCUGGUCCUGCAAGGAGCUGGGGGAGCGGACGAACAUCUCCAAAACGUGUUCCUUCUCCGGCGAGUCGUGCUCUGACACGCACCUCUGCUGCAACACUGGCCACGAGUGCGUGGUCAAGGACGAGAACUUCGCCGGGUGCCUGCAGACCAGCUCCGAGACCACCUGGACCUCUCAGCAGAUCCCCAUCCCAGAGGACUGGGACGGCACCGUCCUGGGUGGCAAUCGCGGGGAGUACCAGGCGUCGCCCGCUGGAGAGGGCGAAGAGAUGGCUGGCACUUCGAUGUUCUGCUUCAUGGCCAUAAUUCCCGACAGCGAGGAGACCAAGCUGAUGGAGGUUGCGAAAAAGUUUGGCUCGGGCGUCUUCGGCUGCAACGAGUCCUCGGUGUACGACGCCUGGCAGUCCAACUCCGCUGGGUGGGACACGGGCGAGGCGACGCUGGUCAACACGGACGUGUUCGUGAGCGUCUGGCAGCAGGUUCAGAAGGAGGGGAAGUUCCUUAGGCACGACUGGACAGUGAAGACGGAUGCCGACUGCGCCUUCUUCCCCGACCGACUGCGGAACCACCUGUACCAGCUGCGCCCGGCCAAGGACGCCAUGUUGUACAUCAAGAACACCGACCAGGAUGCGGCCAUGUCCAACAAUCAGUUCUUGGGCGCGGUGGAGAUAUUCUCCCGCAAGGCUGUUCAGGCGUACUUUGACAACGGGGCCGGCUGCGUAGACACCAUUGGACUGAACAGCGGGGAGGAUGGUUUCAUGAAGGGCUGCAUGGACGCGGUCGGCGCUGGAUUCCUGCACGACGGCGAGAUCUUGAAGCCCGACGGUGCUUCCAGCUACUGCUCGACCGAGUCGAAGGUGGCCUUCCACCCACUGAAGUGCGAAGCGACCUUGGAGAACUGCUACAACAUCGUCUUCGGAAACGAGCCGAAUUGGGGGGCCAACACCUGCCAAGACAGGAUCUACCGGGUGGGGCCGAUGGACCGCCACAUGGCCAUGGGCGGCGUGGCCCACGCCGGCUCGAUCCGCCCGCAGUCGCAGCGGCAGGGCGCGGUGGUCAUCGAGGUCGGGCCCGACGGCCCCGCCGCCGCGCCGCAGCGCGGCCCGGGCGGUGAGGUGGAGGUGGCCAUCGACGGCCUGGAGCCCGGGAGCGAGUACGACGUGCGCGCGCGCGCCGCCAACAGCCUGGGCUUCGGGGAGUGGUCCUUCGCCACGCGCGUGGUGACCGCUGCUGGCCGCCCAGACAAGCCCGGCUCCAUCAAGAAGACCCAGAAGCUGGGCAACACCGUCUUCUACCAGAACACCCGGCGGCACGAGGGGCCCGAGGAGAUCCAGGUGCAGGCGGAGGCCUCGGCGAGGCGCCGCUCCAGCCAGAUCAUGGAGACGCUGCGGCGCAUCGGCACACCGCGCGGCACGACCUCGCGCGUGGUGCCCUUUGAGACGUGAGGCGUCGCGCGCCCACGCCGCCUGCCCAGGGCGUUGUCGUCGUGGACGAGGAGGAGGGACGCCCUUCUGUACCUGUAGAACUGCGGCCUCUCCUCGGUUCAUUGUUAGCUCCCUCGCGGAAUCGGCGCGAGGGAGGGCGGCAUAGGCGCAGACAAUGUGGCCGCCGUCUCGCAGAGCAAGCCGCGGGAGAGGCCUCGAUAAGGGGUCGACUACAGAAUCGAUUCAAAUCUGCAGUCGACCCCCCAAUCGGAGGCCAGCGGCGCAUCGGCGGGCGCCGCCCGCCGCGGGGGAAAAAGCGCCCCUCGCGGCGGGCGGCGCCCGAAGAGCCCCUCGCCCCACGGGCGGCCCGCCCGCGCGGCCCGAAAGCUUAGGGCCGAGCGGCGGCCCGCCUCGGAGCGCGCCCGGGUUCGCGUUCGCCGGAGAGGAAAGAA
Prorocentrum cordatum is the source of this 2672-nucleotide messenger RNA. The record is from the annotation of a GenBank genome assembly. Lineage: Eukaryota; Dinophyceae; Prorocentrales; Prorocentraceae.